This is a messenger RNA of Coffea eugenioides, 2221 nucleotides long. RefSeq names its product eukaryotic initiation factor 4A-3. Lineage: Eukaryota; Viridiplantae; Streptophyta; Magnoliopsida; Gentianales; Rubiaceae. Gene Ontology annotation, cellular component: nucleolus; catalytic step 2 spliceosome. The record is from RefSeq and is a predicted model, not a curated record. The coding region runs from base 527 to 1762 and encodes 411 amino acids. Gene Ontology annotation, molecular function: mRNA binding; ATP binding; RNA helicase activity. The transcript is spliced from 9 exons.
GUGGAGGACGGUGGACCCAAAGUCACAAACACAUCUCCUUCUUCCCACUCGGCUGUUCCGCUGUCCGCAUUCUUCUUUCCCCAAAUCAGAAGCAUACCCUAGCCGCCGCUACCACUGUCUUCAAGCCACUUCUGCCACCACUACUGCCGGCCUUCGAUUGAAGAGCCCUUUCUCUCCGACUCCCAGUUUGUUGGCCACUUCUGCCACCACCACUGCCGCCCUUUCUCUCCGACUCCCAGUUAGAAGCUACGGUAGGCAAAGCGAACAGGCACUCUCCGACUUCCACCACUGCCGCCCUUUCUCUCCGACGCCCAUUUCAUCAGCUCCAUUGGUGGAGGGCCUCGCGACAGGCAAAGCGAACAGGGUUUCCAACCGACUUUCAAGCGCGAAUCAAUUUUACACUUGAAUACUCCGCCUUUUAUCGUCAUUUUCCUCCUCUUAUUUCUCUAUUUCAAAAGCCCUAGAAAGAGGCCAAUAGGUGAAAGAAAGAACAGGAAAAUUAUACAACCAGAGAAGAAUCAAUUGCAUGGCUGCAUCGGGUUCGGUGGUGCCGGCAAACAGGACCCGUCGAGGUCCGGUGCUUGACGCCGGCGAUGAGUCGCUGGUGUUCGAGACGACCAGGGGUGUGGAGCCCAUCAUGACCUUCGACGCAAUGGGCAUACAAGAUGACUUGUUGAGAGGGAUUUAUCAAUACGGCUUCGAGAAACCCUCCGCUAUUCAACAAAGAGCUGUGGUUCCAAUUAUAUCUGGCCGUGAUGUCAUCGCUCAGGCUCAAUCUGGAACUGGGAAAACCUCAAUGAUUGGCCUAACCGUCUGCCAAGUCGUUGACACCAAAUCUUCUGAGGUGCAAGCCUUGAUAUUAUCACCCACAAGGGAAUUGGCAGCACAGACAGAGCAAGUGAUACAAGCAAUUGGUGAAUUCAUAAAUGUACAGGUGCACGCAUGUAUUGGAGGCAAGAGUGUGGGAGAGGAUAUUAGGAAGCUAGAACAUGGGGUUCAUGUGGUGUCUGGGACGCCUGGCAGAGUUUGUGAUAUGAUAAAAAGAAGAACACUCCGAACAAGGGCUAUUAAGUUGUUGAUUCUUGAUGAAUCAGAUGAGAUGUUGAGCCGUGGGUUUAAGGAUCAAAUUUAUGAUGUUUACAGAUAUCUUCCUCCAGAACUUCAGGUCGUAUUGAUUUCUGCUACCCUUCCGAAUGAGAUUUUGGAGAUAACGAGUAAAUUUAUGACAGACCCUGUUCGGAUCCUUGUGAAACGUGAUGAAUUGACUCUGGAGGGGAUCAAGCAAUUCUUUGUUGCUGUGGAAAAAGAAGACUGGAAAUUUGAUACCCUAUGUGAUCUUUAUGAUACCCUAACCAUCACCCAGGCUGUUAUUUUCUGCAAUACAAAGAGGAAGGUUGAUUGGCUAAGUGCAAAAAUGAUAGAGAAUAAUUUCACGGUCUCGUCUAUGCAUGGAGAUAUGCCUCAGAAGGAGCGAGACGAAAUUAUGAAACAUUUCCGAGAGGGUAAUACUCGUGUUCUUAUCACAACUGAUGUUUGGGCAAGGGGCCUUGACGUUCAACAGGUGUCCCUAGUGAUUAAUUAUGACCUUCCCAACAAUCGAGAACUUUACAUCCAUCGGAUUGGUCGGUCUGGUCGUUUUGGGAGAAAGGGUGUUGCAAUAAAUUUCGUUAAGAGUGAUGACAUCAAGAUUUUAAGAGAUAUUGAGCAGUACUACAGUACCCAAAUUGAUGAAAUGCCAAUGAAUGUGGCCGAUCUCAUUUAAUUAGUAGAUAAGACAUUUUAGGGACUUCUCAACUUUCAUCUGCCUGUAUGAUUGAUUUCGUACUCGUGAAUUGGAUUGUCGUUCACUUCGUUUGUGGUGGCAAGAGAAAGCGGCUGACUGUUAAAUGGAAUAUGUGUUCGCUUAUUGAAGAGGACUGUCUCAUGCUGAAUUGGAUGUGAAGAGUUGCUCCGCAAGAUGAGAGGUUGUUCAUUUUAUUAUGAUAUGCUGAUUGAUAUGUAUUGUUGGGGUGGAUGGCAAAAGUAGUGCUGUUGACUGUGUCUUGUUAUCGUAUAUCUUUUGAACCUAAAAAGCUGGGCGCCAAGUGUAGUACUAACAGUAAUGUUGACAGGUGACUGUUUAGUGUGCUGGUCCGGCCAACUUUUUUGUUAUGUAUGGAUCUUCGUGUAAUCUCUUGGUUGCCAACUGCAACAGAACGUUGAGAUGGCUUAUUUUUCUCUA